This is a messenger RNA of Nannospalax galili (Upper Galilee mountains blind mole rat), 965 nucleotides long. RefSeq names its product XK related 9 (gene Xkr9). Bases 181 to 909 code for a protein of 242 amino acids. The transcript has 3 exons. Gene Ontology annotation, cellular component: plasma membrane; mitochondrion. NCBI's taxonomy places the organism in Eukaryota, Metazoa, Chordata, Mammalia, Rodentia, Spalacidae. The record is from RefSeq and is a predicted model, not a curated record. Gene Ontology annotation, biological process: phosphatidylserine exposure on apoptotic cell surface; apoptotic process involved in development; engulfment of apoptotic cell.
UAUUGGUAUUUCUAUGAGUCAUUAUCCUGUCAGAAUUUUCCAGAUUUACUAAUACGGUAUUGGUUUGCUUUGAGAAAUGGUUUCUAUGUGGUCUUCAAACAUAGCAACAAGGCAAAUAACUUCACGGAGGAGCAAACGGAUCCACAUAAAGCAGCUAUAGAUACAGCGACCGACUUGAGCAUGCUCAGGCUGUUUGAGACCUACCUGGAAGGCUGCCCACAGUUUGUUCUUCAGCUCUUCAUCUUGCUGGAGCACGGCCAAGCUCUAAAUUUGAGUCAGUAUGCAGCCAUCAUGGUGUCUUGCUGUGCUAUUUCUUGGUCAACUGUGGAUUAUCAAGUAGCUUUAAGAAAAUCUUUGCCUGAUAAAAAUCUCCUCAAUGGAUUCUGUCCCAAAGUCACUUACCUCUUCUAUAAGUUGUUUACCUUAUUAUCGUGGAUGCUGAGUGUUGUACUUCUACUUUUCGUAGAUGUUAGGGUCACUUUGUUUCUAUUGUUAUUUCUUUGGCUUGCCGGUUUCAUAUGGGCAUUUGUAAAGCAAACUCAGUUUUGUAAUUCUAUAACUAUGGAAUUCUUAUAUAGGAUUGUUGUUGGAUUCAUUCUUGUCUUUACUUUUUUUAAUAUUAAGGGACAGAACACCAGAUGUCCAAUGUCUUGUUACUAUAUUGUCAGGGUACUAGUUACACUGGGAAUACUGACUGUGUUCUGGGUUUACCCUCUUUCUAUUUUUAAUUUGGACUAUUUUAUUCCUAUCACUGCCACCAUAAUGCUUUCUCUUCUUCUUGGAAUUGUUUUUCUUCUUGUUUAUUAUGUGGUUUUUCACCCAAACAGAAAUGCAGAAGCAAAAUAUGAUGAAGUUGAUGGAAAAUUAGUUCAGAGAGAUUGUAGAAUGAGAUAUUUUCUAAUGGAAUAAGUUACCAAUUUAUGAAAAAAAUUCUAACUUUUUGUUUCAUUGGCUAGUAAAGAAAA